Molecule: messenger RNA, 561 nt
Organism: Penicillium salamii
Lineage: Eukaryota; Fungi; Ascomycota; Eurotiomycetes; Eurotiales; Aspergillaceae
Source: the annotation of a GenBank genome assembly
AUGGUGCGAAUCAGUGAGGCAAUCACGGAGGACCACCGCGAGCUAGAGAGCUUGUACAGAACCAUCGUCAACUCGGAAGACGCAGACGAGCAAACCCGAUUCCAGAAUCAAUUCACUUGGGAGCUGGCCCAACACGCUGUGGCAGAGGAAUUGGUUGUUCAUCCAGCAAUUGAAAAGGUGUUACCAGAUGGUAAAGAAACCACCGACAGAGGUCGUCGUGAACAUUCCACAAUCAAAGAAAUGCUAGAUGUUUUUCAAGACCUGAAUUGCUCGGAUGCAAGGUUUCUGCCCACUAUCACGGUUCUGAUGGACGGUUUAACCCAACACAUGCGCGAGGAAACAGUUGAGCUCGUCAACCUGGAAAGUUACCUAGCUCUGGAAGAUAGUGAGCAACUCGCCGAGUCUCUGAGAAGCACCAAAAUAUUUGUGCCUUCUCGGUCGCAUCCAGAAAUCCGACAACCCCCGUACGAGACCGCCGCUGGCUUGCUUACUGCCCCCCUCGAUCAUCUUCAGGACUUGUUUAAAAAAUGGCCAGAGGAUAAGGGAGAUCCAAUGGAAUAA